UCGAAUCUGCUCGGUGACGGGGAGUAAAUUGAGAUAUAUAUAUUUCAAUGUACUGAUUGCGAAACUGUGUAGUCGUGUUGCCGACUUGUACUGUAGAUCAACCAGACGAAUGUUUUGAUGGUACUUUUAACAAAGUCCAUAUUUGGACUGGUGUUGGCACAUUAUAAAUUGCAGCUGAUACGGAAAUCGAAAACGCUUUUCGGCUGGUUAUUUUAUAAGGUAAAUAGUUGUUGAAGAUAAAUCGUAACAGCUAGCAACAAUGGCUAAACAAUGACACGGAACAUGGUGACUAACUAAAUAAUAUAUUCCGGAACCAGGUAGAAGAUACCGAUUGUGAAAGAAGUAUAGGUGACUAGGCUGGAUAAAGAAAAGUUAAAGGAGCAAAUCACAGAUAAAAUCAAACAGGCAUAGAGUAGUUUAGACUCGAGCGCCCUUUAAUAUCAUGUCCGAGAGUCUGUGCAGUGAGAGCGUAGUGGUUCCUAUACUGGACAUAAAGGAGGAAUUUGCUACAUGUGAAAUAUGUUUAGAAGAUUUUGAUAAUGACAGAAGAUCGCCAAGAACGUUACCUUGCUUUCAUUCAUUAUGUUGUGACUGUCUAGAACAGAUAUGGAACAAUUUGCCACAAGGUGUUCAAUGCCCCACAUGUCGACAGGCAUGGCCUGUUCAAGGUACAAUCAAAGAAACAUUUCCACAAAACAAAAUAUUGACAAAUUUAGUCGAGUACAUCGAGUUGAAAAACAAGCCAGAAGACGUGUUGUGUUGGCAGUGUCCAAAUAAGUCAAAUGCUGUGAUUCGCUGUUUGGAAUGCCAACAAUAUAUGUGUGAACUGUGUGCAGCAUGUCAUAAAGUUUCCAUUUUCAGAAAAAAGCACAAGACGGUUAGUAUUGCUGACCUGAUUACCACGCCUCUGGAGUAUUUCCAACAGAAAUCUGUAUGCAAAAUACAUGACGGCAUGAAGCUUGAUGUCUUCUGCAAAGCAGACGGUUGUCACACGCCAGUAUGCACUACUUGUGUUAUUUUGUCUCACCGAGAUCAUGACAUAUGUAAUGUUAAGGAGGUCUACAACAUGAAGAAGGAUAUGAUUAACUCGUCUCUGGAUGAUAUGAACAGAAGAACAAAGGCGUGUACAGCAUACAAGGACGAACUGGUUCAGCAGAAUUCUAGACUAGAAACAGUGCAGCAGCAGUUAAUAGAAGAUAUCGACACCCGCUACCAUCAAAUUCAGUUAAAGGUACAAGAAAGUAAAGAAAAAGUGAAAAGCCUGGUUCUUCAGAAUAUAACAGAACAAAAGAAAGAGAGGGAAGAGCAGAUAAGACUGGUUGAAGAAUCGGAAACACUAAAAUCAGCUCAUGCUCUGUACUGUCACCAAGCUGUUGCUUUUGCUAGAGAUGUGGACUUUAUUGACAUGUCCCAGUCACUGGAGGAGAAAAUCAAGUCACUAACUGGAAUACCAAAACUUCCUGACUUGAAGGUACAGGAGAUCGCAUUGGAGGCAGAUGCAUACGAAAGGCUGGAGCAAAGCAUAGAGGCGAUUUCUCUAAGAAUAGAAACAAGAAAUGAUGGAGCACGUGUAUCCAGCUUAACGUCACAGGAUCAAGCUCUACCCACAGAUGGAUUGAAUUGUUCAAGGACAUUAAGACAGCAGACAAACGAAUAUCCUGAGCAGAGUUCAUCUGACCAUGGAAGACAUCAGAAUAUGUCCAACCGAAAAAUAAAAGAGAUAAAAAAGAGGGAGAGAAAAUGGAGAAAAAUCAACAAAAACACUGAUGGGACCAAGACAUUCGAUUAUUUCUUUCCAGAAACACAGGUUGAUGAACCUUCCACACAAAUGUCCUCCUCAGACGAGUCUGAACCUGAGCAAGAGAAAAUGUCGAACCGAACAAAAAAGAAAAGAGAAAAAGACAGAUUAACUAUCGAUGGCGCUGAUGGGGUAAAGACAUUCGAUUAUUUAGGUCCACGGUACAACAGAUCAAAAAAAAAGAACACGAGUGGUGAAUUAAAAUCCGGCUGUCAACAAUCACGUUGGAGAAAUAGUAGGUUACAUUAAUGAGCAUACACUUUGUAUAUCCCUACAUAAUAUCAAACUAUUGUAUAAGAUUUUUGUUUUAAGAAGGCUGAACAACUUUCAAUGUAAAAUUGCUAAUUGAAAUGUUAUUGUUCGAUGACUUUGAAAGCAUCUGUUAAUAUUGAAACAUCGCCAUAGUACAUGUGCUUACGUGUCUGUAAAUGCACCCCGUGACCUUAUAAAUAUUUAUCUAAUUUGGAAAGUUAUCUGCCUGACAGUAUGUGAUCUGCACUAUAUCAUAUUGUGCAAUUAGAGGUAUUAUCCCUAUUCUAAUACUACACCUAUUAGGUCUAAUUGCAAACCAUUUUAUUGUGUUUUUAUUUUAAAAAUCACCAACAUCUUAAACAGGCAAUUAUCUAUUCUCCUUUCUUACGAUGUUCAAUGAAAACGCUUGUAAUAAAUUACAGCGUGGCGUAAUCUUUUUUUCCAUCUUGAUAUGACGUCACUGACUUAGGUGUGAAGCAGAUUUGUGACAAAUGUGUCCGUAGUUUACGAGUAAAACUACAACGGGGUUAAUAUUUAUUCUAUUUCCUUCGUAUGUCAUAUUAUAAUCGUAUGUCAUCUUAGCUGUGUUGUUAAACAAUUGGCUCUAAUAAAAGUACACCUCUUUCUGAUUGGCUAAUACAUUUCCCAGAAACCACUUUCUUCACUGUGGCUAUCCAAAAUGACGUCAUUUACGUUUAAUGUCAUUUUCAUUAAAAAAACAAAAAUAACCGUGACGGUGUCACAUACCAAGACAUCAUUUGAAUAUCGAAUAACUGAUGACUGAAAUUAUAGUUAUGGUCCGUCCCAUCCUACAAAAAGCGUUUUUGUUUUUCAUAAAUAAUUUUAGUUUGGUCUGACGUAAUAAGAAAAGUAAAGGUGUUUGUGAAAAUAAAAUUGUGCAAUUUAGGAAACAAUCGGUCCAGAAAGAAAUAACUUGUAAAUUUUAUAGUCUGUAAAAAAGGUCUUCCUUGUGGACUAUAAGUAUAUAGUUUACCAAAAAGACGUUAUACUAUAAAGAGGUUGUAAUGAAUAUGACGUCAUAAGGGUUCUGAUCAGGUUUUCAAGACGUCUACAAUGAAUACAAAUUACUCCGACUACCAAUGAAAGGCUGGUAGACAGGAUAUUUACUAGUUUAGCAUACUAAUUCUAUGGUAAUAAACACAAUAUUACAUUCGUGUCCAUGACAGACGAUGUUUACGAUACUUUUGCCCAAAUGAUCAUAUUUCCUUUGCUCUCGCUCGGGAAAUAUGAUAAUGUAAGGAGUCCUGUCAUAAACAUCGCCUGUCAUGGACAUUCAUAUAAUAUCCUCCUUUUUAACAUGAUUUGUUGGACUACUCGAUAUACUAACACAUAUUUUUUGUUAUUUUCUGUUAUUAUUGGAGUUUACUUGUGUGUAGCUGUAUUUGAACCUCAUAUUGAAUUAUUUCGAGGAAUUCGCUUGGACUAAUGUCUGACAAGAACCACGUUGAAGAGGUAGGCCUAACAGUUUAUAACUUGUUUAUAUUUUCAAUCACGUUUUUAAUAAUUACAUAAAAUAAUGUGUGAAAGCGAAAGUCUUAUUUUCAUGGGUCUUUUAAUGAUUGCAUAAACUAAUGUUAAUAUCUCAAAGCGAAAGUCUUAUUUUAAUGGGUCUUUUAAUGAUUGCAUAAACUAAUGUUAAUAUCUCAAAGCGAAAGUCUUAUUUUCGUGUUAUUUUUAAUAAUUACAUAAACAAAUGUUAAUAAGUGAAAGCAAAAGUCUUAUUUUCGUGUUUGUUUUGUUUGUGUUUGUGGGGUUUUUUUUUUUAAUAACUACAUAAAAUUAUGUUAAUAAAUGAAAGCAAAAGUCUUAUUUUCGUUGUUUUUUAACAAUUACAUAAACUAAUGUUAAUGAGUGAAAGUGAAAGUGAAAGUCUUAUUUUCGUGAUUUUUUAAAAAUAAUUACAUAAAAUAAUCUUAGUAAGUGAAAGCAAAAGUUAUUUUCGUGGGUUUUUCCCAAAGGUGGCGCUGGUUUACGGCUCUGAAUACUGUUUAAAAUUAUACUAAAAAAUCGAUUAUCAUUUCGAUGUCGUCUUCAUUAUCAAAUUAUUGCUCCAAAAGGUAUGUGUUAGAUAAAAAAAUGUCUUACUUCAGAUGGCGAUACAAUUAUUUUUGAUCAACAUACCUAGCUAGACGACCAGUCACGAAUCGACAGCUUUUAAACACCAGCGGACUGACACGCGACUGUCUGUGACACUCGGCAUCUUGCUAGACAAAGACAAUACCAGUUUCCACGUCAUUGACAACAACACCUGCGGACUGACACACGACUGUCUGUGACACUCGGCGUGUUGCUAGACAACGACAACACCAGUAUCCACGUCAUCGACAUCAACACCAGCGGACUGACAGGCGACUGUCUGUGACACUCGGCUUGUUGCUAGACAACGACAACACCAGUACCCAUGUCAUCGACAUCAACACCAGCGGGCUGACACACGACUGUCUGUGACACUCGGCUUGUUGCUAGACAACGACAACACCAGUGUCCACGUCAUCGACAUCAACAGCAGCGGACUGACACACGACUGUCUGUGACACUCGGCAUGUUGCUAGACAACGACAACACCAGUACCCACGUCAUCGACAUCAACACCGGUGGACUGACACGCGAAAGACUGUGAAACCCGGCUUGUUGUUGGACAACGACAACACAAGUAUUCACGUCUUCGACAUCAUCACCAGCGGACUGACAAGCGACUUUCUGUGACACUGGGCUUGUUGCUGGACAACGAUAACACCAGUAUCCACGUCAUUGACAUCAACACCUGCGGACUGACACAUGACUGUAUGUGACACUUGGCCUGUUACUACCAGUCUCUACGUGAUCAAACUAACACACACGAGCUCAAACAUGCACGUGUCACAGCCUCUUGAUGUCGGUGUUUGAUGUUCUCCACCCUCAAGUUUUCCAUAUGAGAGUUCCAACUAAAGUGUGCACUGUUGAUGUUACUAUUCCUAUCACUAUCGAUUACUAUUAUUAUUACUAUGAAAUGUUUUAUUUUUGUGGGAUUAUUUGUUCGUUGUUUUGCUAAAUUAGACAUUUCGUUGGGUACUAAAAUUAGAGGAUCGAAACAACAUCGUCAAAAAUGUUUUAUCCUUAAAUUCGUUGAAAGUAUUAGUCCAAGAAUUACACGAAAUUAGAUUACCGCGACGAAAAGUGAUUUCAUGGUACUAUUACUAUGUGUUAUUAUUAACGUCAAUCCUUAGACGAGCUAUGUCUCCCACCAAACCCAAUAGUUAUGAACAGUGGUCCAUGUUUUUCAAGUUAUCUUAGCACUACCAUAUAUGGUAAAAGCGUCGUAGAUCGCGACAUGCGUCAUCAUAACGUCAUAGCUUACGAAGGUUUUACAAUAACGUAACGCUAAAGCAGCUUUAAAAACCUGUAGCCCGUUUAACAAUUGGUAUGUACUGUUGUGUCAUGCUGUAUUGCCAAUUGGUUCCGUACUUAUAUAGUUCCUCAUUUUGUUCUCAUUUUGUUUUCUAUUUUGUGUUGUAAGCUUUUUAGUUUUUAUGUACUGUAAGGCAUACGGAAAUAA
Molecule: messenger RNA, 5606 nt
Organism: Gigantopelta aegis
Lineage: Eukaryota; Metazoa; Mollusca; Gastropoda; Neomphalida; Peltospiridae
Product: E3 ubiquitin-protein ligase TRIM56-like
Biological process (GO): positive regulation of DNA-templated transcription
Cellular component (GO): nucleoplasm; chromatin
Molecular function (GO): zinc ion binding; ubiquitin-protein transferase activity
Source: RefSeq, a predicted model, not a curated record